GGAGCAAAUCAGGGCACCUCCACCAUGGCCUGGACUCCUCUCCUCCUCGGAUUCCUGGCUCACUGCACAGGUUCUGUGGCCUCCUAUGUGUUGACUCAGCUGCCUUCAGUGUCAAUGAACCUGGGAAAGACCGCCAGCAUCACCUGUGAGGGAAAUAACAUAGGAAAUAACUAUGCUUAUUGGUACCAGCAGAAGCCUGGCCAGGCCCCCGUGCUGAUUAUUUAUGAGGAUAGCAAGCGGCCCUCAGGGAUCCCUGAGCGAUUCUCCGGCUCCAGCUCGGGGAACACGGCCACCCUGACCAUCAGCGGGGUCAGGGCCGAGGAUGAGGCUGACUAUUACUGUCAGGUGUGGGACAGCAGUGAUAAGGCUCACAGUGACACAGGCAGAUGGGGAAGACCUGCCUACAGGCUCAGCCGCCACAGGACCCUGAGCAUGACCCCGACCCUGAGCUCAGUCCAGAAGGGCAUGCUGGACCCCCAGAAUCUCCAGAAACUGCAGGCCCUCUGGUCACCUGUAAGACACAACUGCCCCCUGGAGAGGGUCACGAGAUCCCUGUCUUUCUCACUGGCCCAGGAGAGCAGUGCUAGAAGACCAAGCAGUAAUGCUGAGCAGAGCCAGCAGGACCCAGACCAGGGCCCAGCACAGCCAAACAGCUUGCACCAGCCCCACAGAUUCUCCAUUUCUAUCCUGGAACAUGAUGCCAUUGACCCUUCCAAUGCAAGGUGA
This is a messenger RNA of Nyctereutes procyonoides (raccoon dog), 726 nucleotides long. Its product is annotated as immunoglobulin iota chain-like. Gene Ontology annotation, biological process: immunoglobulin production; immune response. Bases 25 to 726 code for a protein of 233 amino acids. The transcript has 3 exons. The record is from RefSeq and is a predicted model, not a curated record. Lineage: Eukaryota; Metazoa; Chordata; Mammalia; Carnivora; Canidae.